AUUCAAGAAGCAGAAUGGCUCCGGCGAUGAUGUAUUCGCCCGCCUCUUCGCCGCCUCCUUGGAUCCCGACCUCUCCUUCGAACCGCGGAUCCUCAAGUCCCGCCUUUUCGUUUCCUUUGUCCUUCUGUUCCGCCCAUCGCGAUCACAGCGGGUGGCUGAUGCCCCCGCGCCGGCGCCUUCGGCUUUCGACUGCAACGGCGUCCUCCUCACCUACGACUUCCAGCGGGGGCAGCGGCUCCGGCCCUUCGUCCGCGACCCCAACGACCAGGCCUGGGCCUUCAACGCCACCGCUACCAUCCUCAACUCCGGCACCACCAACCUCAAGGCCUGGGAGCUCCUCAUCGGCUUCCGCCACCGCGAGAUCCUCGUCUCCGCCUCCUCGGCCAUCCUCACCGACGGCUCCUCCUUCCCCUACUCCACCCCCAACGACUCCGCCACCUCCUUCUCCGGCUCCCCCAACCCCGACCUCAAGUACCCCAUCGAGGUCGCCGGCGAUCCCUCCCAGAUCCGCGCCCAGAUCUCCAUCGGCGGCACCUUCUUCGGCUCCCCUCCCCCCGCCGCCCCCUCCCCUCCUCCCUCUCCCUGGCCGACCCUGCCUUCUCCUUCCCCUCCCCCGCUGCCCCCUCCAACACCUCCCUCGCCACCUGCUGCCUUCCCAACCCCGACUUCACCCCCAACACCACCACCAACUCCUCCGAUGUCGCGGAGGCCCUCCCCUGCCUCCUCGCCCUCGCCGCCGCUUUCAUGA
Phoenix dactylifera (date palm) is the source of this 748-nucleotide messenger RNA. The record is from RefSeq and is a predicted model, not a curated record. NCBI's taxonomy places the organism in Eukaryota, Viridiplantae, Streptophyta, Magnoliopsida, Arecales, Arecaceae.